This is a messenger RNA of Drosophila sechellia, 1164 nucleotides long. RefSeq names its product Radial spoke head protein 1 (gene Rsph1). Lineage: Eukaryota; Metazoa; Arthropoda; Insecta; Diptera; Drosophilidae. The transcript is spliced from 2 exons. The coding region runs from base 20 to 1054 and encodes 344 amino acids. The record is from RefSeq and is a predicted model, not a curated record.
UUAACUCAAAAUCAUCACCAUGGCCAUGAGCGAAAUGUCCGAGGAGGACCUGUCGGCGCCCGAGGAAGAGGAGGAUUUGGGACCCAAUAUAGGCCUCUACAUAGGCGGUCGAAAUGCUGCAGGACAGAGACAAGGUAGAGGUUGGGCCAUCCUGCCCAACGGAGAUCAGUAUGAUGGGAACUACAGGAAGGGUCGCCGUCACGGCAUCGGGGUGUACGUGUUCAAGGAUGGAUCACGGUACUACGGACAGUAUCGCUGCGGGAAGCGUUGUGGGCGCGGCAUCUUCAUCUAUCCGGACGGAUCCGUGUACGAGGGCAACUGGCGAAAGAACUUGAAGCACGGCAAGGGGCGGUACAAGUAUGUGAAUGGGGACAACUAUUCGGGUGACUGGUUCAAGGGUCAGCGUCAUGGGGUGGGCAUCUAUCACUUUAACAGCGGAACGGAUGGCUGCUGCCUGUCCGUCAGAAUGAAGGCCACCUGGAACAGCAACAUGCGAACGGGUCCCUUUGAGCUGUAUAUCGGCAAUGAGGACAAGUGCACAAUACUUCAUGGAAUUUGGGAUUCCCUGUACCCGAGUGGACCGGCCGUGUUUAGCUUCAACAAUCGAUACCUCCUGCUGGGCUAUUUCCUGCCCGCCAGUUACAACAUGAAGGCGAUCAGCAACGAAGACGAGAUGGAGGACGCCGAGGAGCGCUUGGAGGACGAGAUGGGUGAAGCGGAGCCAAUGGAACCAACACUAUGGUUCGCCCAGGAGAUGGCCGUGUAUGACUUUUCGUUGCUGCCACAGGAGCCAGUGCCUCUGGCCAUUUCCGACUCCGAGCUGUCCGUCUGCUCGCUCUCCACGGAGCCGAGCAUGCGCAGCGAGGAGAAGAUCAGUUGGUAUGGAGAGGGUGAGGAGGCCGAGGGCGAGGAGGGCGGCGAGAUGGAGUGCUUCCCAUGCGAGUGCGAUCUCACCGAUGUCAGCGAGGUGGAGACGGAGAGCGAGGUGUGCAAAAUCGACGCCAAUCCAUGCUGCAUUGAGAUCCUCAAGCAACCAGAAUGUCCAGAUCCAUAGGAAUGUAGCUACUAUUCCACAUGCAUUUGUUAUUGUUAUUUUAUGUUGCCUGCAAAUGAAAGAAUAUAUCAGUAUAUCUGAAAAAAAAAAUAUUUAUAUUAACUCGGUGG